Messenger RNA from Prorocentrum cordatum, 339 nucleotides. The record is from the annotation of a GenBank genome assembly. NCBI's taxonomy places the organism in Eukaryota, Dinophyceae, Prorocentrales, Prorocentraceae.
AUGCUGCUCUACACCGCAUCUCGGGCAGUGUCCGGACGUGCAGGGUCCUUGCCAGUCGACACGCCCGACCUGAUCGUACCUGGAUUGGCACACGCUUCCUCUUGGCUACUCGAGGAGGCACCAGAGCGGUUUGACGUCUGCAGAGCUCAAGGCAAAGUUGCCCAGAGUCGCUGCAGCGAGGAGUAUUGCUACUGCUCGCGCAGCCUGUACUCCAGCCGCCUGCGGCAGGCCCCGCCUCCGAUCCGGCCCAGCAGUCUGGACGGCGACUGUUCGAGGAACGCACGGGAAGAGCCGCAGCGCGUGACACUUGACGCCCCGAGGCGGCAUUGUGGCGGAUAA